Sitodiplosis mosellana (orange wheat blossom midge) is the source of this 979-nucleotide messenger RNA. Its product is annotated as translocator protein. The record is from RefSeq and is a predicted model, not a curated record. Lineage: Eukaryota; Metazoa; Arthropoda; Insecta; Diptera; Cecidomyiidae. Gene Ontology annotation, cellular component: mitochondrial outer membrane. The transcript is spliced from 3 exons. The coding region runs from base 183 to 737 and encodes 184 amino acids.
CCUAUCAACAUUCGAAUUUUUUUUCUCUUUCAAUCCAGAAGAGUUUUUUUUUGCGUUUAAUUUUUUUUCGCUCAAUAUCUUUGGGAUUUUUUUUUGAUUCGUCGUUAUUGCUAUUCAGCAAUCAUCAGUCGUUUUCAUCACAAGUGAAUAAAUUUAAAAAACAAAAAAAAAUAGUAGAAAAAAUGAGCGAUUUAAAUACAAGCAAAUAUUUAAAAGUAGUUGCUGCGGUUGUUAUACCGAAUAUUGGCGGUUGGUUGGGAAGUGUAAUAACGCGAAACAAUUUAAAACCGUGGUUCGCUUCAUUAAAUAAACCAAAAUGGAAUCCACCGAAUUAUGUAUUUGCACCUGCCUGGACCAGCAUUUAUUGCGGCAUCGGUUAUGCAUCCUAUCUAGUUUUUGACGAAUUACUGUCAACCGGCAGAGGAUUCGAUCGCACUGCUCAAGUCGCAUUAGCAUUAUAUGCCAAUCAAAUGGCAUUGAAUUGGGCAUGGACACCGAUAUUUUUCAAAUAUCACUCUUUAAAAUGGAGUGCCAUUGAAAUAGUAGCGCUAACGGCAUCGGCUGCAGCAUGCGGCUACGCAUUUGGACGUAUCAAUCAAGUGGCUGGUCUUCUUUUCGUUCCGUACGUUGGCUGGUUGGCAUUUGCUACAUAUUUGAAUGUGUCGAUCUACAAGAAGAACCCUGACCAAAAGGCAAUCGCUAACAAAAGUGCUGCUGCUGCAACCAAGUCGGACUGACUUCCAUCGCAAACAUACCGAACCCAACAAUAAAAACCAGAAAUGAUUCCAUUUACAACAACGAAAAUGGUCAAAUUUGUUUAAUUGCCCAAAUAUUCGGAGAGCAAAAAAAUAUCCCGAGGCUCAUGUAUUACUUAUGCAUUUCAAUGAAUCGCUGGAAUAUUUAACGUUUGCCAAAUGAAAUUGUAUUUCGAUAUUCUCGAUAAUAAACAGCACAAUAUGAAUAAUUUAUAGAAUUCAAA